AUGAAGUCCGCAUUGACUGCUGGCCUUGUGGCCUCUGCCCUCCUCUUACAGCAGGCUGCUGGUAUGGGCAGCUGGGGCGAUGCACCAAGCUUUUCAAGUCCUUCCAACUGCAACAAUACCUGUACUACCGAUCAGAAGAGUGGGUUUGACUGGUCCAGUCUUCCUGCAGGUGGUUUCAACAGCUACGGUGGAUUUGGCUUCAGUGGAUUCACUUGUCAGAACUCCUUUCAAGGCAAGAGCAAGAGAUCUCUUCAGACCCGAUCUGAUUUCCAGCCAAAAUGCAUUCAAGGCAGUGUUGGCAAAUCGUCGAGCAGCGGUCCAAGCUUCUCUUGCGGAAAGGACGACGCCUUCUCAAUCAGCCACAUGCAAGUAUCUGUCUCCUUCGACACCGAAUUGGAUUUCAUUUUUUCCAUGCCUGAUGGCUCGACUUGCAAGCACACCGCUUCGUGCCAGUCUGCUGGUACGACAGUUGAGAACUCUCAGUGCGGUGGUGCCAAGUCAGUUACAUUCCAAUUGCCUCCUAGCAGCGGUAAGAGCUCGUGUGAUGUCGGCAUCCACUCGAUCGGAUUCGACUGCAGCUCUUCAUCUCCGCCGACCCCACCGACCACUUCGACCACGACUACCACUACUACGCCUGUGAAGACGACUACUACUCCUGGUGUGGUGACCACUACUACGACAACGACUCCUGUUGUCUCGACCACAACUAGUCCAACGACCACCACUACUCCAGUUCUGGAGACUACCACCACAACCACGACGCCUGGCAAGGAGACCCCUACAACCACCACAACCACACCUGCUGUGUGGACUACAACCACGACCACCACUCCUGGAAAGGAGACCCCUACUAAAACCACGACCACUACUACAUCGGGCCAAGAGACAACUCCAGGUGCGACAACCACGAGCACGACCACCUGGGGCAAGGAGACUCCUACAACCACCAUCACCACAACUACACCGGGCAAACAGACUCCACCGGCCACUACAACGACCACAACUACUACUCCAGGCAAGGAGACUCCUGCCACCACGACCACUACGACCACUACUCCUGGUCAACAGACACCCGGCACUACUACCACCACUACACCCGGCAAAGAAACACCUCCCACCACCACCACCACCACCACCACCACCACCACCACAACUCCAGGCAAAGAAACUCCAUCCACAACGACAACCACACCCGCAACAACGCUCUCCACGACCACCCCCAAAAUCUCUCCACCAACAACCUCAUCGUCGACAACGGUCCCCUCCGGUCCACCCCCACCCGAGUCCUCCGCACCCUGCCCGUCCGUUUUGCCCAGCUGUCUCAACACCUGGCUCAGCAUGAUGCCCAAGUGCUCAUCAAACAGCGAUACCAAAUGUUUCUGUCCCAGCCCUGAGUUCAUCGCCUCGGUGCAAGAGUGCGUGUCCGCAUGGGCCGGAAGCGACGAUGAAAUCACGGCCGCUUUGUCUUAUCUGGCGGGGAUCUGUGCCGACUUUGUUCCGCAGAACCCGGGUAUUUGCACGGGCAUUCCGACCUCGAUCACUUUGAUCCCAUCGGUGGCGCCUGUGACGGAGACGGUCACAGCCACUGCAACGCAGACAAAUGGAAUCGGACGCGGGUCACGACCUCCUGUGGGCCCGUCGACGCCGCCACCCGCCGUUCCAGUGACCACUGUGACGUUCACGCAGACUGCUGCCGGCGGUAGUGUGAUUACGACCGCGGUCACGGUGCCGCAGGUCACGUUCGUCACGGCCAGUGCGACCGGCACGGCCGCGGCGGGAGGUGUCGGUUUGGUGCCCUGGGGUGCCGCUGCCACUGCCACCGGAGUGUCCGAGGGCAGCGGAGCUGGAAGUGGAAGUGGAAGUGGAAGUUCACCAGCAAGCGAAAGUGGUGCAGGUGCAGGUGCGGCGCCGGCGCCGGUCAGCACGGCUGCAGGACAGACGUUUGCGCCGGCCAGUAGUACGACGGGCGUGGCGCCGGCUCAGUUCACUGGCGCAGCGGUGAGGAAUGGGUUCAGCAGCUUCACGUUUGGUGUGACGGUAGCUGCGGGUGUGUUGGGGGCUUUUGCGUUGAUGGCUUGAUCGGACCGUAUCGGGUUUGAAGGUUAUGUGGAGGUGGUAUGUGUGGAUGGAUGAUGGAUGUUGCAUAUGGCAGUCAAUGCCGAAGGGACAUAUAAUGGAAAGGGGCGGAAAGAUGUAAUUUAUUUUGGUCCAGAUAACAGAACAGUACAAUAGGAAAAAGCAAGGAUGAUAUCCA
Exophiala xenobiotica is the source of this 2254-nucleotide messenger RNA. RefSeq lists its product as uncharacterized. The transcript has 2 exons. The record is from RefSeq and is a predicted model, not a curated record. Bases 1 to 2079 code for a protein of 692 amino acids. Lineage: Eukaryota; Fungi; Ascomycota; Eurotiomycetes; Chaetothyriales; Herpotrichiellaceae.